AGUGCUCAGCGACGCCAACCAGCUGCCGCCUCUCGUGCCCUUCUUUCUUCCGUAUUUCUCUCAUCGAUCUCUACAUUCUCUCUCUUAUCUCCAGGGGCGCCAUGAGUUCUGUCAGUGCUGCCAUCGUGUGCCUGCUGGUGGCCCUCACCCCCCUUGCCCUCGCCCAGCAUUCCUACAGAUGUCCCGAUGACUACGAAGACAGAAACAACAAAUGCGUCAAGAUCCAGAGACUGCCGCCCAAGGUGAGUGAGUGAGCCCACACACUCAGUAAGGCAGAUCCAGCCGCUCUACACUGGCAGACGUGCCGCCCGAUGUGUGUGCUUCAGAUGGGCUGUCCGGACGGCUACUUGCUGCGAUGCCGUUCCCACGACAAGACGGACUGCUCCUGUGUGAAGAGGCACUUCGCCGAUUAUCAGUACGAGUGCCCCGUUGAGUGGCGGCUCAAGGAGGACCAGUGCAUCUGGCGAGAGACCUGCCCGCCCGUCUACGAGUGCCCGGAGGUGCCGCCACAUACACUCGAGACCGGACUUGUGCGGGUCCAUACCUCUGCUCUGUGUGUGUGUGUGUGUGUCAGGGUUACGAUCGCCAUGGAGACGAGUGUCGCAAACACGAAGUCACUCCAGCCAUCCCCUACUGCCAUGAGGUGCGUCGGCGGGCGGCCGGGCAGACAGACAGCCAGCCCACACUUACUCUCGCUUCUUUCUUGUCCAUUAGGGUGAGCUGAAGGAUGGCGGGUGCGUGACCAUCGACAAGAAGCACGCCAAGCUCACGUGCCCCCACGACUACAAGCUGGUCGGCAAAGGGAAGGACCGCAAAUGCAGGGCCACCCACUACUCCGACCACCAGCGGCACUGCCCCGACGGCUACACCUUCCAGGACGACGUGUGCCUCAAGUACUGGGAGAAGCCGGCACACAGCUACUGCCCCGACGGGUCGAGUGAGGAGCGUGGCAAGUGUGUCAAGUACCACUAUGAGGAGGCGGAGAGACACUGCCCCGCCCACGCGGAUGGCCAUCACAUCAAGACCAAUGGCUUCGGUGAGACACACAACAGAGAAGGAUGAACAAGGCGAUCCCUCCCACUCUUGUGUGCGUGUGUGUGUGCGCAUCCACUAUCAGAGGACGCCAUGAGGGGUCUGUGUCGGUGCAAGACGUGCGACAACGAGAAGGGCGAGUACGAGACCGUCAGCCUCACGGCAGCCACCGACGAGGAUCGCCGGGAGGAGUGCAUGGACCUCUGCCUCGACAAGGAGGGCUGUGUGGCCAUCGAGCUGGCCCUCGGCAAGACCCGCUGCGAGCUGCACUUCGGGGAAAUCUCACACGUGGCCCACAACAGCAAACACGAGUGCAUCAAGAGAGAGGAGGGUAUGCAAACACAAGGCCAGACGCCGCGUAUUCGCUGCCGCAUCUCUCUCUCUCUCUCUCUGUGUGUGUGUGUGUGUGUGAUGUUGAUUCAGGCGAUGAGGAUGAGUGCUACGGCGUGGAGUACUUCGACAAGGAGCUGGCGUGUCCGGGGAAGUUCACCCCAUCGGACCACACCUCGCCCGACGGCAAGCCCAUGUGCGAGAAGUGCAAGGACGGACAUGGCCAAAAGGACACACACAACUGCGUCUACAAGCCGGUGAGCAGACACAGACGCAAAAAUAUCGAGCCACACACAGACAUCCUCUCUCUCUCUCUCUCUCUCUCUCUCGUUGUGUGCAGAUGAAGUAUCGCUGUCCGGAGGGCACCGAGAAGUACAACAAGCAUCAGUGCGUCAAGAAGUUCCCCAUCGAUCACGCGUACUCGUGCGACCACGGCUACGAGCUCAUCUACCGCGGCAAAGACGCCAAGUGCGUCAAGAAGGAGUACCUGCCAUUCGAGUAUAAGUGCGACAAGGGCGGCGACCUCCACGAGUACUACGACAGGCACGUGUGCAAGUACGAGGCCACCAAGCCGUACGAGACGAGGUGUGAGGACGGCUACGAAUGGCAUGAGGACGGCAAGGCAAAGUGCUUCAAGGUGAGACAGAGAGAGAGGCGGAGAGGCACACACACACACACACUCGUCUAUCUGCUCAUCCUCCUUGUGUGGGUGCAUCUGUCGUCUCAGCACGUGUACGAGGCUCCCAUCCCUGUGUGCCCCUCCAAGUACGACCUCCGUGGCUGGCGGUGCGUCCACAAGCGCACCUCUCCCCCGGCCUACAAGUGCCCCCACGACAAGGGACACUACGAGCCGCAGAACGGCAAAGAGGUCUGCCACGCCGUCCACACGAGGCCGCUGCUGCCCGAGUGCCCCGAGCCGUACCGCUACAACGACAAGAGGGACAUCUGCGUCAACCGCAAGAAGCAGCCGGCCGAGAAGGUGUGCCCCGACGGCUACAGGCCCGCCAAGAAGCGCUUCUGGCAGUACUUCAUCGACUCUGAGGACAAGAAGUGCGUCAAGGUCGAGAGGAAGCCCGUCCAGCACUACUGCCCUGACGUGAGUGGGCGCAGAACAAACACCUUGACGCGUGACCACUGGUGUGUGUGUGUGUCUUGCAGGGUGCUUAUAACCGCAAUGGCGUGUGCAUCAUCAGGGACGUGCUGCCCGCCAAGGGGGGCAACCUCAAGAAGCCGUACAACUGAGGUUCCUGGCUGGCUGAAAAGGCUGGCGACCGACCGAGGCGAUGUCUGUGCUGCGGUGAGCUGCGCUGAGCUGGGCCGUGUGGCGACUGCUUGAAUGAAUGGCCCUGUGCCUGCCUGUGGUGCGUGUCUGUCAUGAGUCUACACACAUGUGGCCGUCCGGUCAGUCAUCUCAAUCCAUCAGUCAGUCUGUGUGGUGGUGUGUCUGUGGUCUCUCUGUCGAUGCAUUCUUUAUAAAGGUGGCAGACAGACAGAGGGGCUGGGCUGGUGUGCCCUCCAUCGGUAGGCAGGCAGACCUUGUGUGCGUGUGAGCAUUGUUUUUGCAAUCAGUGAGUGAGUGAGCAUGGCAUAAAGUCACUUAGUAGGGCGAGGGGGGGUGAGUGGGUGAUAAUGGAUGGCAUCUCUUGUGAGUACCUCUCUUUUCGUGUAUUUGGCUGGCUCUCUAGCUGGCGAUCCUGUCGAUACAUACCCACUACACACGCAUCUGUCUGUCUGUCUGACUGUGUCGUGUGUGGGUUUCGCAACGGCGAGCGAAAACCAGAAGGCCUGAGUGACGACCAGAGGCACGCACAGUGCCCGGAAUUUUGAGUGGUGCCUGCCUGCGGGCCUCUGGUUGUCUUCAUGAGCCCCGCCGCCUCUCUCUGGUCCAUUUGUCUGUCUCCACAUUGCUUGCGUCAUGCCCUAUGGAUGGUGCAUUUGUCAGUUAUCGAAUUGCAUGGGGGAUGGGGGAGGGAGGGGCUGGGAGUGUGUGCAUCCAUCGCACUCACUCACUGCUUUAGUGAGGGACACGUACGUCCCACACACACCGACGCACAGCACAUAGGGUGUCCCGCUAUAGCUAAUGUCGUUUACAUGGAGUGAGUGUACCUGUCGUAUCGUAUCGUAUCGGACUGCACACGAUUUAUGUUACACCCCCGCACACAUGGAGGGGAGGGGAUGGAAGGGGAAAGAGACGUGCGUGUGUGCGGGCUGAUUCCUUUUGUGAUGAAUGAGAGGGCUGGGGUGGGAUGCGAUAUAUGCGAUGGGAUGGAUGAACAGCAAUCUGGGACGCUCGAGUGGACUGACUGAUCGAUCACGAAUGACAUUGUUUGCCAUGAAUCAAUGAAUCACUCAACACGGAAUGACGCAAUGCGGUGAAGACUCACCUUACGUCCUCUUCCUCUCUUCCCUCUCUGUCUUCUUUUCUGAGGAUCUAGCCUUCCAUGGAUGGAGAAGCUGACGAAUCAUGAGUCGCCUGUGAAUGAAGCAGAUCAGCGAAAAAAAAAAUCAACGGCACAUGGAGACGGCACAGACAGGGCCGAUCGUGCCGCCAGAUGAACGAUGCAUGUGGAGAGGUACGCAGAGAUUUUUGGCUGGCAAGCUGUUGGCUGAGGGCUGCAGAC
Vitrella brassicaformis is the source of this 3983-nucleotide messenger RNA. The record is from the annotation of a GenBank genome assembly. NCBI's taxonomy places the organism in Eukaryota, Vitrellaceae.